Danaus chrysippus (African queen) is the source of this 1203-nucleotide messenger RNA. NCBI's taxonomy places the organism in Eukaryota, Metazoa, Arthropoda, Insecta, Lepidoptera, Nymphalidae. The record is from the annotation of a GenBank genome assembly.
AUGCAAUAUUAUACUCAUUGGAACGAUUGGUUUUAUCAAGAGACCAACGGAGCGGUGGACCCUACCGGCGCCGCAGCACGCCGGCGCAGGCCCAGGGAUCGACGCCGCCCCCCGCCCGCGCCGCCGACGCCGUCGACGCCGCAAAGGAUCUCCACUGAGGAGUUAGUGGAAGCCCUGCGCCCGCAUCUGCUCUCGCCGAAGCGGAUGUGGGCUUUGGGCUACCCCCUGGAACUCGAGCCCACCUCUUCGAAGGCCGUGGUCUAUAUAAACCCACCGCCUCGACGACCUCUUCAAUUUACUUCUUUCGAUGUCAACGCACCGGAAUUCGUACCCGGUGGUUCUCAGAGUGAUAGUGGACGAGGAUCGUGGGGAAGCACUCCACGGUCCGACAGUGACGAAGAAGCGGAUGCAGUGGAACAUUUGUGUGUUCGUUGUGACAAAAUGUUUAGAAUGACUAGGGAAGGUGAAUAUGUGGUCGAGGAGACGUGCAGCUAUCAUUGGGGGCGCAUCAGCAGCAACUCCCGGCACACGUGCUGCGAGGCCCCGCUCGGAUCCAGGGGAUGCAGCACAUCUCGUUUUCACGUUUGGAGCGGUACCAAGCCUGGUAUGAACGGGCCUCUCGAAGGUUAUGUGCGUGCACGAUCACCCCGCGGCGGUGUUUACGCCAUCGACACGGAGAUGUGUUAUACAACAGCGGGUCUCGAACUGGCCAGCGUGGCCGUGAUCGCAGCCGACGGCCGCCUCGUAUACAGGUCGCUGGUGAAACCUGGCUCACCUGUCGUCGACCACAACACACGCUUCUCAGGCAUCAGGCCGCGCGACUUGGCGCGCGCGACCAAGACGCUGAAAGAUGUUCAGAACGAUAUAUUAGGAUUCAUCGGAAGCGAUACCAUAUUGGUGGGACAUGCUUUGGAAAACGAUUUGAGAUCUUUGAAGCUGUUACAUAGCGCCGUCGUGGAUACGUCUGCACUAUAUCCACAUUCACGAGGAUUUCCAUUGAGACGUUCUCUUCGGGCUCUCUCCGAGGAAUUGCUUGGACGCAGCGUACAGAGGAGCAGCUCCGGCCACUCGCCUCUAGAGGACGCCCGGGCUGCCAUGGAUCUCGUCCUACUCAAGGUUCACAAAGAACGCGCACAACGAGCCCGUAUCUCAAAUCAGUUGCCUAUUCUGCAACCGUACGAACCCUUAAUUAGUUCCGCCUAA